AUGGUUUUCUCUCAGACUCUCCGCCGCGCCGCCGCCCAGAGCGCCGGUGCCUACCGCUCUCCUUUCGCUCCCAAGUACCACACUCCCCUUCACUUCCACGGCCUCACCACCGGUCUGGCUACCAAGUACGCUACCAUUGCUGGCACCUUCGGUGUCGCCGCCGGUACCUUCGCCCUCUUCUUCUUCGGCGAGAUCCCCCGUGUUCGCCGCGACAUUCUCCAGAAGGUUCCUUUCCUCGAUGAGUACUUCGACCGCACGAUCGCUCCCGAGGACAACCCCUUCUAA
Aspergillus luchuensis is the source of this 285-nucleotide messenger RNA. RefSeq names its product cytochrome b-c1 complex subunit 10. The transcript is spliced from 5 exons. The record is from RefSeq and is a predicted model, not a curated record. Gene Ontology annotation, biological process: mitochondrial electron transport, ubiquinol to cytochrome c. Bases 1 to 285 code for a protein of 94 amino acids. Lineage: Eukaryota; Fungi; Ascomycota; Eurotiomycetes; Eurotiales; Aspergillaceae.